CUCGCAGCCAGCAGAUCAGUUUCUCGCUGUUUCGUUUGAUAAACCUUACUGUCAUUAAUAUCCCCAAAAUACCCUUCUGUUUUCCAUUAUUAAACGCCUAUUCUCCUCCCAGCCAAACGACCGCGUCAAAGCCAACAACUGGAGAGCCCCCCUCUGGUUCUCUCCAAUAUUCCAUCAAUGGCUUCCAUGAGCAACCUCGUUACCAAAGCCCCUUUCACUCCUGCCUCCCUCUCCAAAUCCUCCAAUACCCAUUUCGUCCUUCCUCUCAGACUCUCCUUCACUCCCAAACUUCAACCGAAAAGGGUGGCCCGAAUUCGAGCCGGUUUGAUCGAACCGGAUGGUGGCAAACUGGUUGAGCUAUUCGUUGACAAGUCCCAGAAGGAUGUUAAGAGAAGGGAGGCAAUUUCAUUGCCUAGGAUUAAGUUGACGAAGAUUGAUUUACAAUGGGUUCAUGUAUUGAGCGAAGGGUGGGCCAGCCCACUUCACGGAUUCAUGAAGCAAUCCGAGUUCCUCCAAACUCUUCAUUUCAACUCUCUCCGUCUGGAAGACGGGUCAGUUGUUAAUAUGUCGGUGCCGAUUGUGCUCGCCAUCGACGAUUUGCAGAAGCAGCGGAUCGGGGAGUCCAAUAGGGUGGCCCUUGUCGACUCCGAUGAUAAUACCGUUGCAAUUUUGAGCGAUAUCGAGAUCUACAAGCAUCCCAAAGAAGAACGGAUUGCCAGAACAUGGGGAACUACUGCCCCUGGUCUACCUUAUGUUGAACAAGCUAUAGCCAAUUCGGGCAAUUGGCUGAUUGGAGGGGACUUGGAAGUUAUAGAACCGAUUAAGUACCACGAUGGUCUGGAUAGAUUUCGAUUGUCACCUGCAGAACUCCGUGAGGAAUUCACUAAGCGCAAUGCAGAUGCUGUCUUUGCUUUUCAGCUUAGAAAUCCUGUGCACAAUGGCCAUGCUUUACUGAUGACAGAUACUCGGAGGCGGCUUCUUGAGAUGGGUUAUAAGAACCCUGUUCUCUUGCUUCAUCCAUUGGGAGGCUACACAAAGGUAGAUGAUGUUCCACUCAGUUGGCGAAUGAGGCAACAUGAGAAGGUGCUUGAAGAUGGAGUUCUUGAUCCAGAGACUACAGUGGUUUCUAUCUUUCCAUCUCCCAUGCACUAUGCUGGUCCAACUGAGGUGCAGUGGCAUGCAAAAGCUCGGAUUAAUGCAGGAGCUAACUUUUACAUUGUGGGUAGAGAUCCAGCUGGAAUGAGCCAUCCUGUUGAGAAAAGAGAUUUAUAUGAUGCUGACCAUGGGAAAAAAGUGUUGAGUAUGGCUCCUGGAUUGGAGCGGCUAAACAUCCUUCCUUUCAAGGUCGCUGCAUAUGACAAGACUCAGGGUAAAAUGGCAUUCUUUGAUCCCACAAGACCUCAUGACUUCCUAUUCAUAUCGGGUACCAAGAUGAGAACACUUGCAAAGAACAAAGAGAACCCUCCUGAUGGAUUUAUGUGCCCUGGUGGCUGGAAAGUGUUGGUUGAAUACUACGACAGUUUGGCUCCAGCAGACAAUGGAAAAGUCCCAGAACCUGUUCCAGCUUAGAUGGAGUUGCUGUGUAAUAAGCAAUGCCAUGUGAUUGGGAGAGACAUUAAAAACUUAUUUAUCUCCAGUGAUUGGUGAAGUUGUAAAUAUUAUGUAUCAGCUCUCAAAAUAAAAAAAUAAAAAAAAAACACGAGGCACUGGUAUGGGAGCAGAAGAGUUGCCUCGAUCUGCAAUUAGGUUUGCCCAUUGGGCGCUCUAGAGUGUGGGGGCCUUGUAUCAUACUGUGUUGUGCUGCACUUAUUUGAAGAAAUUGGAUUGUUGGGUGUUUUCCUA
Messenger RNA from Manihot esculenta (cassava), 1842 nucleotides. Its product is annotated as ATP sulfurylase 1, chloroplastic. Gene Ontology annotation, molecular function: adenylylsulfate kinase activity; sulfate adenylyltransferase (ATP) activity. Gene Ontology annotation, biological process: sulfate assimilation. The record is from RefSeq and is a predicted model, not a curated record. The coding region runs from base 178 to 1569 and encodes 463 amino acids. NCBI's taxonomy places the organism in Eukaryota, Viridiplantae, Streptophyta, Magnoliopsida, Malpighiales, Euphorbiaceae. The transcript has 5 exons.